Aureobasidium pullulans EXF-150 is the source of this 2196-nucleotide messenger RNA. RefSeq lists its product as uncharacterized. The record is from RefSeq and is a predicted model, not a curated record. NCBI's taxonomy places the organism in Eukaryota, Fungi, Ascomycota, Dothideomycetes, Dothideales, Saccotheciaceae. Bases 71 to 1906 code for a protein of 611 amino acids. The transcript has a single exon.
CCGUCCCACGUCCCUGCCAUACCUGCAUACCACAACCACAGCUGCCUCCCAACCACAUUCCUACAGCGCCAUGUCGGAAUUACACAAGGCACUCGAGCAACUAGGUCCCAUUGACUGGGCCGACGUGCCACAGGACGACAAUAGCCUUAACCCAUGGAUGAAGAAGCUCUUCGAAACGGGUGAACUCAUCUGCAAUUCAGUCCCUCCGCCCGCUGGCGGUAAUGAUUUCGAGCAAUCGCAACCUACCCAGCCCAAGCCCGAUACGGCAAAGUCCUCGAAAGAAGUCGUCAACUCGGACGCCCGCCCUGUCGCUCCACACCCUGAACACGGCGACCUGCAGAAGUCAUGGGGGAAGCCCAUCAAGCUAGGAGCCAAGGAGAACCCGCUUGGUAUCUCCGUCUACAAGAUGGCCGCAAAAGACAGACACGGUGCAUGGUUUGCCCGUAGACAGGUGCUCGAAGGCAUCUCCAUCACAAAGGUUCGAAGAGCCAUGCAGCGCGAGUUCGCAGAGUCUCUCGCCCAGUCCGGUGGCCCCGGAGCCGGCAACGUACGCGGCAUUGGCGGCGACCGCAGGCUAGACAAGAAGGAGCCUGGCGACGUGGGCAAGCUCGAAGCCCUUCAACUCAGCGCCCAAUUCCCUGGCCCCACCACCCCCAGAGAAUUCAUCACCCUCCUCUUGACCUCGGAGAAUGCUUUGUCAAACAAGACUACCCAGGACAAGCACCCCAUCCCGAGACACUACAUGGUCAUCUCAAAGCCGCUUACACACCCCGAAGCCUCUGAUCGUGAAGGCUACGUCAAGGGUACAUACGAGUCGGUCGAGAUGAUUCGAGAGAUCCCUCUGAACCCAGCACCCGAGAAAGAGGAUGACGCCAAGGGUGACAAGCACGAGCUCAACCCUGUCGAGUGGAUCAUGAUCACCCGUAGUGACCCUGGCGGUGGUAUCCCUCGCUUCAUGGUCGAAAGAGGCACUCCCGGCUCCAUUGCCGCCGAUGUCUCCAAGUUCUUGGACUGGGCCUGCCCAAAGGAUGAGAUCCCCGACGCAGAUGCUGAUGAGGAUAAGCAACAGGAGGCUCAAAGCCAGACUGCCAAACAAAAGACUCCUCCAGCUGCUCCUCAGCAGAACGCACAAGCACAGCCCGCACAGCAGCAAGGCGGUAUUAUCGCUUCUCUCACAGGUGCCGUUGAGGCUGGCAUCGAGGCCUACGCUCCAGCAUCAGUCGCCAACUACACACACGCCUACAUGCACCCCGAGGACGACACUUCGGACUCGUCGUCAUCUUCAGACUCCUCGGACGCCGCCUCAUUCGCCUCGGCUAGAGACCAUCACGACCUAGGCGAUCAUCCUGCAGAGAAGCCCGCUCACGGUGGCACCGCUGUCGCCGCUUCUACAGACACAUUAGGCGCCACUUCGACAACUUCAUCAACAACUCUACCGAUGGGAAGCUCACCCCACGACAAAGAGCUUCGCAAGAUCGACAAAGAUCGCGCGAAGAUUGAAGCAAAGAUUCACAAGAAGCAAGACGCCGAAGCAGUCAAACUCGCCAGUCAUAAAGAGAAGGACCCCGAAGAUGUUGCCAAGUAUCAAGAAAAGUAUGAUACCGCAAUGGCCAAACUACAAGAGAAGCGUGAAAAGGAACUCGCCAAACUCGAGCAUAAGCGUGAAAAGGAGAUCUCCAAAGCACAGAGAAAGAGAAGCGUCCAGUUGAACAGGGACGAGGCCAGUAGAGUUGCCAGAGAAAGAGAUGACUUCAGACAUCAAGUUGAUCUGCUGAAGAGAGAAAACGGUAUGCUUAGAGAGCAAAUGGCCGACCUAGAGCGCGAGAACACCAUUCUCGUCGAGAAAGUGAACAAGAUUGGUGGAGUUGGUGCACUCCAGGACAUCAAGAGCGAAGUCCAGCAUUGAGUUCUUACGACGGUUUCUGACAUUGCUUGUUAUUCUUCUUACGAAGUUCACGUUUCGUUUUCGUUUUCGUUUUUCUAUUCCAUACAUAUGUACACGCGAGGCAAAGACAUGAGGAGAGGUCUUUUAAUGUUCAUUCUUUGCAAAUACAGGAUAGACUAUUGUGAUCUAGACAAACGUGAGGGGCUCUCAAUGGUGACUUGAACCAUUGCAAAAACACUGUGCCUUGUCGUAGCUAUCCGACACUUUAGUGUAGCAGGUAGACUUGUGAAUUGACAGUGCAGUUGACCGUC